UGGACAACUAAUAUCAUUGAAUAUCAGUAUUGAUGUCAGUGAGCUAUGCGUUGGUGAAUAUCCUAAUAAUACAACAGUUAAUAUACUGAAUAUCAAUAACAAGAUACAAGAUAGUACCAGUAUACCAACACAAGUUAAUGAUCAACUGAUGAUUACUGGAGUAAUAACUGUACCUAAUAAUUUAAAUACAUUUAUUGUUAAUGUAUCACUGAGUAAUAAUGGAGGAGAAUAUCUACCUACACCUUCUUUUGGAUUUGGUAAAGUUGGUCCAGUUACUAACAUUGACUCUUCAAUUGACAACUGUUCUACUAUUGAUAUAACAUGGACUGCUCCUACAGUUGAUGAUAGAGUAUCUAUACUGUAUUACACACUAAGAAUAUAUGACGCUAUUACUGGUAGUCAAGUGACUAUUGUAUCAGUAUAUGAUACCAGUUAUCAGUUUGAAGAUAAUAAUUUAUUUAUUCAUCGUUAUACAUAUGUUAUAACUGGAGUUAAUGAAUUAGGAGAAGGAAUAUCUACUAAUGAUACAUUCUCAUAUCAAAGAGUACCAAGAUCAGUUGAAGAAGCUGCUUCAGAUAUAAUAACAUAUCAUCAAAAUACUGCUAUUGCUUCCUUUAAUAUACCAAUUACAUUGGAGUGUACUGGUGAAUCUCCUGAGAAUGUUACAGUUACUAUACAGUGUAAUGGAACUGGUGUUGUAUAUGAUGAUACUACACUAGUGGAAUAUGCUAAGGAACCAAUGAAUAUAACAGGAUCAGUACCAACACCACUAAAUGAACAGUGUAAUAUCAGUAUUGUAUUUAGUAAUGAGGCUGGUAGUAGUGAACCAUUUAUACUAGCAUUUGAUACCAUUCCUAUAAUUAAUCCUACACCACCACCUACUAGUACUAAUACAACAGCUACUCCAUCACCAAUAAUAACUAGACCAGUAGUUAUUGGAGCUAUUGCUGGUGGUAGUAUUGCUGUACUACUGAUAAUAAUAAUACUGAUAGUAGGGAUGGGUAUAUACUAUAAGAAGGGAAAAAAGAAGAAAGGACAACUACUUCCUGAAAGGGUACAAUUUGAUGGAGGUUCUGCUCGUACAUCUGUUAGUACCUACACAUCUGAACAUGGUACUUACAGUGAAGCACAAACUGAGACAACUCUUGUUCCUGAAGAUGAUACUGUUCCAAUGUCAUAUGAUACUGCUCCUGUUGAAGCUAGUGCUGCUAUACCUGGAGGUAGUGAAGUGAUGGCAAAACAAGUGAAUAGAAAGGAGAAACAACCAAAAUCAUCCACAAGCAAAAAAGAGACUACUGGAGCUAUUGGGGGAGGAGCUGCUAAAGAGCCGAUAUAUUCAGAUUUAGGAGUAGCUCCUCCAACUGGUACUAAGGCAUUACCACAAACUGAAGUGGCAUCAGUCAAAUAUGCUGACAUUGAAUUAGUGAGGCCUAAACUAAAAGUACCUCCAGCUCAGUCUUAUGAUGAUGUGGUAGUAUCUACUGCUAGUGGUACUACUGUAAUUGGAGCUACUGGAGGAGAUACUAAUCCACCACCAAUACCUGAUAAGAAAAGUAAAGGAGCUACUACUACUGGACAAGAAGGUACCAAUGGUGGAAAUGAUGCUGCAAGGAAUUUACCACAUCAUGUUAAUGAUGAUUCAAAUUUUUCCUUGGCUCCUCCUUCCCGUCCUCCUCCUCUGCCUCCUCACGCAAGUGUAGAGGGAAGGAGGGAAGGAGGGACCUCUACUGUUGCAACUUACUUGUAAUGCGUGCUAAACAAAAACUGUGUGCUUACUUAUUCAAUAUAUUUAGAUUAGAACUGAGUUAUAUUAUGUUACACUUCAGUUUGAUUGGUGAUUUGUAUUUCUUUUUUUAUUUUUACUUUUAUAAUAAUUAUUGUCAGUCGUGUGCUUUGAUCAUUAAUUUAUUAGUGAUCACGCCCUGUUUAAUA
Molecule: messenger RNA, 1932 nt
Organism: Amphimedon queenslandica
Lineage: Eukaryota; Metazoa; Porifera; Demospongiae; Haplosclerida; Niphatidae
Exons: 14
Coding region: 149-1747 (532 amino acids)
Molecular function (GO): protein binding
Source: RefSeq, a predicted model, not a curated record